GGGCGGGGACCUGGGGAGUCUGCGGGUCGCGACAGCCGGGGGAACCAGUUGGCGCCGCCGCCACGGACACCAACGCCACCACCUUCUCUGUGUCCAUGAUGGAGUCGGUGUUGGAAGAGGACGUCACCCUCCCCGGGACGCUCGGCGGCUGCAGUGGCCUUGUUCCCAGUUUACCAGACGACGUGGAUGGCAUCAGCCCCAUUGCUGGUUUGGGGAAUGGUGUGCUUCCAAAUGUGUCCGAAGAAACAGUGUCUCCCACCAGAGCACGGAACAUGAAGGACUUUGAAAAUCAAAUCACUGAAUUGAAGAAAGAAAACUUUAAUUUAAAGCUCCGCAUCUAUUUCCUGGAGGAAAGAAUGCAACAGGAACUUGAUGGCCCCACCGAACACGUCUAUAAAACUAACAUCGAACUGAAGGUGGAAGUGGAGAGUCUGAAGCGGGAGCUCCAGGAGAGGGAGCAGCUUCUCAUCAAAGCCUCUAAAGCAGUUGAGAGCCUGGCUGAAGGGGGUGGCUCCGAAGUGCAGCGGGUGACAGAAGAUGCCCAGAAGAAGGUGCGGCAGGUCGAAGAGCUCCUGAACAAGAGAAUAUUCCAUUUAGAAGAGGAUGUGAAAGCCGCCCAGGCAGAACUGGAAAAGGCCUUUGCGGGGACAGAGACAGAGAAGGCUCUUCGGUUGAGCCUGGAAAACAAGCUCUCGGAGAUGAAGAAGAGGCAUGAGGGGGCCUUGGACAUGACUGUGGUCCUGGAGCAGAAAGACAGACUGAUUGAGGAGUUGAAGCUGUCUUUGAAGAGCAAAGAAGCUUUAAUUCAGUGCCUUAAAGAGGAGAAAUCUCAGAUGGCAUGUCCUGAUGAGAGCAUGUCAUCUGGAGAGCUCCGAGGACUUUCUGCCGCUCCAAGGGGAGAAAAGGAGAGAGACGCUGAGGCUGUACAAAUGGAGCUCCAGAAGGAGAGACAGCGCUUUGAAGAGAGGAUCCAGGCACUUCAGGAGGACCUGCGAGAGAAAGAAAGAGAGAUUGCUACAGAAAAGAAAAAUAGUUUAAAGAGGGACAAAGCCAUUCAGGGUCUAACCAUGGCAUUAAAGUCAAAGGAAAAAGAGGUGGGAGACCUUAACGCUGAAAUCCAAGAGCUCAGUGCUGCCUUUGCCGAAGCCACAAAGGUGCCCCAGAAAGCAGAGACACAGAAAUUGCAGGGGUCUGAGGAUUGUGAGCCUGCUCUGCUAGACAAGGCCACCCUUUUGGUGCAGCUGCGCUCAGAAAACCUCAACAAGAGCACGGAGAACCACCGACUGCGUAGGAGCGUGAGGAAGGUGACCCAGGAGCUGAGCCGCCUGCAGCAGGAGAGAGAGAGACUGGAGAAGGACUUGGAGGAGGCCCAUCGCGAGAGGAGCAGAGGGGACCGCACCAUCCACGACCUUAGGAAUGAAGUUGAGAAAUUACGCGAUGAAGUGAAUGAGAGAGAGAAGGCCGUGGAGAAUCAUUACAAGAGUCUUUUGAGUGAAAGCAAUAAAAAAUUGCACAGUCAAGAGCAGAUGAUCAGAAGUCUAACAGGAAGUAUGAAUCCAAAGGACUUGUUGCUUCGGAAAUUCAGUGAAAAAGAUUCGGAAGCAGUCCAGCAGAACCGUCAUUCACAGACCGGGGAGGAUCUCACGGUCAGGAGUGAAGACUUCCCGGAAAAGUGCUCUUUGUGGCGGUCACCAUGCAAACGGCUCUUCUCCGAGGAAAAGCAACAAUUAGACUAUGAAGAGCUGAUUCAAGUCUUAAAGAAGGAGCAGGACAUCUAUACUCACCUGGUAAAAUCUCUGCAGAACCCAGACAGUAUCAACAGCCUGCAGGCCGAGCUGAGCAGCAUUUUCGCGCUGCGGACGCAGCUGGAGCAGGAUGUGCUCUCCUGUCGGAAUUUGCAGAGGACCCUGGAGGAGCAGAUCAGUGACUUUCGGAGGCGGGAAGAAGAACCAUUUUCAUUUUAUAGCGAUCAAACAUCUUAUCUGAGUAUUUGCCUUGAAGAGCACAAUCGACUUCAAGUGGAACAUUUUUCUCAAGAAGAACUUAAGAAAAAGGUUAGUGACCUGAUACAGCUGGUGAAGGAACUGUAUACAGACAACCAGCACCUGAAGAAAACCAUUUUUGAUCUCUCCUGCGUGGGUUUCCAGGGGGGUGACGGACCUGAGGCAACAGAGCAAUCAGAGCUUCUGGCUAGCAAGGAGGACGAGGACACGACCAGACUUGGAGAGGAUGACGAGAAUAACUUCCUGAGCGACCAGCUCUCGGAGCAGAGCAACAAGGUUGUGGAGGAUUAUUCCAAAGGAGGUCGCAAAAAUGGAUAUUUGAGGCACACGGAUUCCAAUAUUCUAGAUUCCGACGGCGCCCACAAGCCUGGCUGCCCCGGAGACCGGAGUCUAGAAGAAGGCGAACUCAUGAACUUGCUUGCCCCGUUUUUCAGUGAGAAGGCCACGUUGUUACUGGAAUCCAGGCCUGACCUUCUGAAAGUGCUGUGUGAACUACUUCUGGGACGAAUAUGCUUGGCAGAGCAGGGAGUUUCUGCAGAACGCCUUGACGGUAAAACUGAGACGUCACUCAGGCAAAUGGUUGUACAGCUGAGAGGUGAACUCGGACAUUUCACCCGACCCAACUCGUUGUCCAAGUCCCACGAUGAACUGAAGUCGCCUCGGACGGCCCGGCUAGAAAUGGCAGGUGAAGCAUCCAAGCCGGAACUGAAAGAUGCCUCCGUGCAGACCGUGACCGUGGAGGGUGACACGCUCGGAUUCCAGCAGGAGGGCAAGAGAGAGGCUUGGGAAGAGAAGCCACCGGAUGCCGUGCUCCACAUGGAGGGUCAGCCGGAGAACUUGUGCACGAUGUCAGGGAGGCACGUCACCCCCCUUGCCUUCCCCGGUGGGACCCACAAAGAUGCCAAGAAGUCCCGCUUGCCCAUCCUGGUAAAAGCGUCCCGGUCAUUGGGAAAUGUGAACCGGCUCCCCGCCACGCAGGAGCUGGUGACCCAGCUGCAGGGCCAGGUCCUGGAGCUGCAGGGGGAGCGGAAGGGGCUUAAAGUCCGCAACAGGCAACUUCGGCAAAAGUUAAUUCUGGCUGAAGCGAUGACGGAGGGGAGGCCAGCGCCAGACAAAACUCUCCUGAAAGCCCAGCCCCUUGUGGGAGCAGCCUACCAGGACAGCCCAGGAGAGCAGAAAGGAAUUAGAACCAUGGCCUGUGUCUGGAGAGACAAGGAAGGGGACAGUUAUCAGCACACCAGCCACGAGACCGACUCUGAAAUUUACCAGCCCGAUGGCCUUGCCGUCUUGCCAACGUGCAAUGAGAAUCCUUCUGAAGAUUUUCCGGGCCCGACCUCAGUAGCUACUUACUUGAGUCAGCUUCCCACUAAAGUCAGCGUGAUUGGGACCCACCAGUCGGAGAACGUUGACACCUCGGGUGAUGCAGAAAACUUAAAACAGAAAAUCUGUGACUUGGAAACUGAGCUCGAGGGCUACCGGAAUUUCUUAUUUCAGCUUCAAAAGCACUCCCAGUGCAGUGAGGCCAUUAUCACAGUUUUGUGUGGGACAGGAGAAGCGGCCCAGGAUGCCUUGAACAAGCCCAAGGGUAGUGCCGACGAAGAAGAAAUGACCUUUUCAAGUUUGCAGCAGGUUCGGUAUGUGAAACACAUGAAGAUCCUUCAUCAGCUGGCUCCAGAGGUGACCGACGGUGGGCUGCUGGAGGGCCUCAGACGGCAGCUGGUGGAUCAGGAGUGUCAGCUGCAGAAGGAGCAGAACUUGAACGUGGAACUUUUCAGUGAAAUCCGUAACCUGCAGAAUAGGUUCAGAGAUCUCUCCCCCUCCAGAUACGAUUCAUUAGUUCAGUCCCAAGCCAGGGAGCUCUCCCUUCAAAGACAGCAGAUUAAGGACAGCCAUGGCAUCUGUGUCAUUUACCGUCGACAUAUGAACACCGUGAUUAAGGCAUUUGAGGAGUUGCUACAGGCCAGCGACGUGGAUCGCUACGUGGCGGAGGGCUUCCAGGAGCAGCUGAAUCAGUGUGCCGAGCUACUCGAGAAACUGGAAAAGCUGUUCCUCGACGGGAAAUCGGUUGAAGUGGAAAUGAGCUCCCAGAAUGAACCGACGGAGAGGAUUGAGGAAGACAAUUUAACCUACCAACACAUCCUGCCUGAGUCUCCUGAGCCUUCUGCCUCUCACGCGUUGUCCGACUGUGAGAUGUCCGAGAAGUCCUCCGGCCUCUCCCGAGACCAGAAGCAAGACAGUGAGACCGGGAGGACCUCGGUAAUGGCGAACCAUUUUUCUCAAGACUUAGUAAUGGAACAUAUACAAGAAAUUCGAAGCUUGAGGAGACGUUUAGAAGAAUCAAUCAAAACAAACGAGAAACUUCGGGGACAACUGGAAAGGCAAGGGUGUGAAUUUGAUCAAGGUUCUACGAACAGUUUGGCUUAUGGAUCAGAGCUGCAUAAUUCUCUGACAUCAGAGAUCUGUUUCCUGAGGAAGCAGAACCAGGCUCUCAAUACAAUGCUCUCCAAGGGAUCCAGAGAUAAACAGAAGGAGAAUGAGAAAUUACGCGAGUCCCUCUCCAGGAAGGCUGCGAACCUCGAGCUCCUUCGGCGAGAGUACGCCUGCUUGAAGGAGGAGAAUGAGAGGCUGCAGAAGGAGAUCUGCGAGCGGGACAGGCACUCCCAGCAGCUUCUCCGGGAAGUGUGCAGCACCCGCAGCGAACUGAGCAGGGUGCAGGAGGAGGCGAAGUCGAGGCAGCAGCUGCUCUCCCAGAACGACAGGCUCCUGCAGUCCCUGCGGGUGGAGCUGAAGGUGUACGCGAAGCUGGACGAGGAGCACAGGAGGCCGAGAGAGCCAUCAGGAGAAGGCUGGAGGGGACAGGACCCUUUCAGUGACCUGCACGGUCUCCUAACAGAGAUCCAGGCUCUGCGGGGACAGCUGGAAAGGAGCAUCGAGACCAACAGCACGCUGCAGAGCAAGCUGGAGGGGCAGCUGGCGAAGGAGGGGAAGAAGGCUCAGGAAGGAGCCCUCACCGGGGCUCUCCAGACCCCGUGUGUCCCCGAGUGGCCCCUGCAGCUGGACAAGCACGAUGCUGACAAGUGCCCCAUGCCUGGAGAUAAUUCCUGCGACCUGUUUGACUCCCGCCUGGUGGCGCCACCACGGUCAGCUUCGGAGACUCCACCGCUCUCUGGAAAUGACACGGACUCCCUCUCCUGCAGCAGUGGCACUUCGGUCACCGGCACCCCGUGCGCGUCCCACCUGGUCCCUGGCUACCGCCUGUGGGCCGACGACAGCGGCUGCCACGUCCUGGGCCUGACUGGGGACUUCGAGGCCCUGUGCCAGCAGAUUGGCCAGGGCCAGAAGCUCCUUGCCGAGAUGGCCCUUCAGAUCCAAGAGGCUCCCCACCCUGCAGGUCUGGAGCUGGAGACAAAGGGUCCACACUCGGCGCUCCCGGGCGGGUUUGUCACCGGUGUGGGCACAGCCAAGCUGAUCCUCGAAGAGGCCGCGAGGUUACUGACGCUCUUCUGGAGGGUCUCGCUCCCCACAAAUGACCAGUGCUCGCUUCAGGGUGAACAGGCUGGAGAAAUGAAGGCAGAGAUCACCAGACUACACAAAAAGCUGUUUGAACAAGAAAAAAAGUUGCAGAACUCUGUGAAGCUUUUGCAGCUGAGCAAGCGCCAGGAAAAAGUCAUCUUUGACCAGUCUGAGAGCGUCCGGUCGGCGGGACCUCUGAAAUCGUCCUACCCGGGGAACCACGUCGGGUUCCUGUACCUGCUGCAGGGAGUCCAAGGAGGAAAAAUGCCCAGAGUUCAUGCUUUCCCUCGGCUGAUGGGAAGCCCGCCCUAAGGGUAAAAGUUGACUUUGCAGAACUGCCCGUGACUCUUGCCUUGGGCCUUGGCACACGGGAUUGCUUGGAGUCGGGCACACCCCCUUCCCAGAGAAACCACAGCGUGUGGGGGCUAGUCAGUCACAGGCCUCUCCCCUGCCCUGCACCAUUGGCCCCCAGACCCAUAGAGGUGAGGCUUUGGGGUGCCUGGGCGCCCGCCAGCCUUGUGGAGCCUUGGUUUUGUUACCUAAAACAUGGGCCGGUAUUGCUGUGAGGUUGUGGCCUAGCAUGAACGUGAAAGGGUGUCUCCAGUACCCCACGGAUUCUUUGGUCUUGGGCCGUGUGAUGGGGCAGAUGGAGCCUCCCACACCCCUCUCUGCGUCUGGAUGCCUCGGGCCUGUCCACGUGUCUGUCUGACCCAUUUGGGGUUCAGGAGCCUCCUCCCUGCAGCUGGCUUUUACGCUGUCUUCCUGGGCAUCUGUGUCUAACGAUCCCUGUUCUUUCUUUCU
Molecule: messenger RNA, 6317 nt
Organism: Panthera uncia (snow leopard)
Lineage: Eukaryota; Metazoa; Chordata; Mammalia; Carnivora; Felidae
Gene: CDK5RAP2
Product: CDK5 regulatory subunit associated protein 2
Exons: 37
Coding region: 96-5828 (1910 amino acids)
Biological process (GO): microtubule bundle formation; chromosome segregation; regulation of mitotic cell cycle spindle assembly checkpoint
Cellular component (GO): microtubule organizing center; microtubule plus-end; perinuclear region of cytoplasm
Molecular function (GO): calmodulin binding; microtubule binding; gamma-tubulin binding
Source: RefSeq, a predicted model, not a curated record